AGUUGCCAUCUCCACCUUGAUGAAACGGGAACUUCCUGCACGUGUGGUGGGCUAGCUACGCAUACGUAGGCCUCGGGCAUGUCUCGGGUAUGGCUCGGUCUGCUGACUCUGCUCACAUAUAUUUGAAGUAACGAGAUGCCUCCAUCGAAGAAGUCUCAGGUUCGAGUAAUCGAUAACGAUGGCUUUGUCGUUGGGUCCAUUGACACCACCACCAGGCCCCACACCUACUGGUUUACCACCAGUUGUGAUCACCGCUCCGUCCAGUUCCACAUUUACUAGUACAUCUGAUACCCAGUCCAGCACUACAAGCAGCUCUAACACAAGUUCAUCAAACUCGUCCCAGAAAGGGCUUAGCCCUGGAGCGGGAGCUGGGCUAGCAGUUGGGAUAGUGUUUUUCUUGAUAUUAUCCGUACUGUUGUUCUACAACUUGAAGGGACGAUACCAGAGGGCUCAGGAGAAAGCCGAUGAUGAGCCUGCCUUUGUGACGACGGAAGUUAGUCGAUACCUUCCCCCUCAAACUGUUGCAUCCCGAGGGAGAAACACUCUACCUCCAUCUCCACCUCGGUUGGAUACUGCGUAUCCAGCUUCAGCUCAUAUCUCGAGUGCCACUCCUUUAGGGUCCCAUCAGAAUUCAUACCCUAUACCUGCUCAGAACCGCCACAGCACAUUGUCGCGGGCGACAGGCCCUCAGCGAAUAGCUACGCAAGAUGUGCCUGCUCUCCCAAAUCCUCACGACCCAUUCUCAGCACCCGCUCGCCCUGCAUCAUACUAUUCUCGAGCAUAUUCAAUACCCCAUAAUGCCUCGGCGAGUCCUGCAGUGAUGGCCAGCUUUGAUUUACCAGCGGUCGGUAGUUCACGCAACUCCCAGUCUGAACACCAGCUUUCGGCGCUUCAUGCAGAUAUGGCUCGACAUCAGAAGGAACUUGAACUCGAAUACAAGAAACGGAGUUUUGACCAGGCUCAAGAACUGCAGGAGCCUCCACCACAAUAACCUUCUUGAGUGUGCGUCAUGCACUAUACAUUGCGAUGAUCCAAUUCUUCCUCACUUUGAAUUAUUUUUUCACAUACUCUGAUAAAUGUUUAUGUAAAACCUUAGACAUAAACAGGACAGAUUUGUACUAUAAAGCUCGUUGAUCAAGGCCUCGGCAGCUAACUCGUUCCAGUCCUUUGUAGUCUCUAUUCUCCGGUAGUUUCACGUUGCCAAUCACCUCCUAGGACCUACUCUGCUGAAGAAAGCUGGCGUCUCUCGUAGAUCACAUGAUGUAACAUCGUAACUCGAAACUCCACAACACUAGCAAGUCACCGGGUACGUACUUGAACUCUACAAUAUUACGGCAUAAGUCAACUCUUAUCGCUACGGCCGCUGAC
This is a messenger RNA of Suillus discolor, 1368 nucleotides long. RefSeq lists its product as uncharacterized. The record is from RefSeq and is a predicted model, not a curated record. NCBI's taxonomy places the organism in Eukaryota, Fungi, Basidiomycota, Agaricomycetes, Boletales, Suillaceae. The transcript has 2 exons. The coding region runs from base 179 to 991 and encodes 270 amino acids.